This is a messenger RNA of Drosophila rhopaloa, 2751 nucleotides long. RefSeq names its product probable basic-leucine zipper transcription factor D. Bases 8 to 925 code for a protein of 305 amino acids. The record is from RefSeq and is a predicted model, not a curated record. Lineage: Eukaryota; Metazoa; Arthropoda; Insecta; Diptera; Drosophilidae. The transcript has 3 exons.
UCGAACAAUGGUUGUUGUUGUUGCCGCUGUCGACGUCGUUGAAAACAGCAGCAGCAGCAGCGGGAGCGGUGACUGUAGCGGUAUCGUAAGCGGUACCGCUGAGCUUCCAGCAUUUGGCGGCAGUACACAAGCAACGGCGGUCAAUAACAAUCAUACUGAUAAGAAUACUACUACAACAACAACGACGACUGGGCAGGUGACACUGGAGGAGGUGGGGGACGAGGAGGCGGAGGGGGAGAAGCAAUUGCAUCAUCCAAAGGAUACUCAGAAGGAUAAUCAUCAGCAGCAGCAGCAGCAGCAGCACGAGUCGGAGAACAACAAUUGCAGUAGCAGCAACAGCAGCAACAUUGCCAACAACAACAUGACGGACGCGGCCAAAGGAACCGCGCCGACGACCACAUCCACGACAGGAUCGGAGGCGGCCAUGCCCACCAAGAGCGCCGUCAGCCAGCGGAACGUGGACAUCAAGAUCGAGAAGACCAGCAACAUGGAGGCGGCCACACAGCAGCUGACCAAGAAGGUUCUCAAACUGGAUCUGGGCGGCAAGAGCAUCGACGAGUACUCCCUCAAGUCGCCUAAGUCACCCAUCGCUGCACGUUUGCCGCAUCAAACAUCGCUGACGUCAUCGGUGGACGUGGAGGACCGGAAGACAUUACGAGAGGCCUUAUACCAGGGUAUAUUCCAUCGCCACCGCCGCACCAUCUUCGCCGUGGGCAGCUUCCUGCGGAUGCUGCGCAGCCGCAACUCGCAAUACAACACGAUACGCAGCUCGUCGGAGGGCGAGGACAUCGAUGAGCAGCUGCAGAAGCAACAACAGCAGGAGCUGGAGCAGUCGCAUGAACACCUCCAGCCGCCUGGCCAAGAAGUAACGACCACAUCCACGACACCACCAUCCGGACAGCAGCGAGCAUUGGAUUCGAUUUAGAUGGCCUUGCUGCUUGAGUUGAAUUUUGGAUUUAUUUAUUAGCCCAUACGACGUUCGCGUAUUAUAAAAUGCUAUUUUACGAUUUACGAUUAUUGUUAAACAUCGUGCAACCAUGAGACUAGCCACCCGUUGUGUUAGCAUGUAGUGAGCCAUAUUAGUUCCGUAACUAGUACUAUUGUUGGCGGACAGUGACCUGACUCCAUACCAAAACCCACAUCUGCAGAGUACUGACGACAUUCCCGAGGAUCCGCUGCUUCAUCUCGUUCAUUCUUUGAGCAGAUCGCCUUAUCUUAACUGCGACCCACUUAAGCUUAACUAAACUGAUAACUAAAUGUGAACCCAAGCUGAACUUGAAACUCUUACUUACGUACAUGCUAUGUAUAAAAAACCAACUUAAUUGUAUUAAACUCGCAUUGUUUCAGCGCCCAGCUCUCAGUAUAUAGGUGAAAAACUAACCCAGUUCGCUUCAUCUGUCCGUCUGUUUGAGUCACUGAUAUUUAGCUACCAAAAUCAAGUUAAUCCGAUUAGUCAUUUACCAUUUUUUAAUUAGUUAAGUUCGAUUAAUAUCAUUUUCGUAGUAGCCGGUGCAUGUUAGAAGUGCAAUACAAAUUAUUAUACAUUUUGAAUAAAGCAUAUUUUGUUCUUAAUAUAAUAUCACUAAUCAAAAUGGUUAAUUUGUCUAUAGAAGUAGUGCAAUGUAUAAACUUAAAAUUAAAACAAAUCAUUGAUCCAAAUUAAAGUUUGAACUUAUAAUAUUCCGCAUAAAUAGUGUUUAGAAGUUCAGUAUAAUAAUAUAGAUUUAAAAAGGUUUCAAAAAUAAAUUUCAUAAAAUUUCUUAAUUUGUAUACCCUUGUAGAGGGUAUUAUAAUUUCAGUCAAAAGUUUUUAUAAUAUGAUUUUGCUCUGUCUUAAUUUCACCUAAAAACUAAUGUUAAUUGGCAUUGUGCUAUUAAAUAUUUCGCAUCAGAGUUCUUAAUUAAUUAUUAAUAGUUUAUUGUUAAAAUCACACAAACACUUACAGGGUUUCAAAGCUAAAGUACUUUAGGUUUUUUUUUAAUAUGGUGUGAUUUUAUUUAUAUCUGUGCUUAAAAUUUUCUUAUAGUCUUUUAGGUAAAAUAAUUUGCAUAACGUAAGAGCUAAACCUUUUCUAAACUGCCUUCAAUAAAAAUCAGAGUGCUGGGUAACCAAAUAGUCGAGCGAUAAUCGACUAUAGUUUUUUACUGAUUCUUCAGUUUAUUCCAUUCCGUUUUUUUUUGUAUGUCAUUGAAAAUUCGUUGGCAUUCGUAUUUCAUUGCAAAGGGAACAAAACUUAUAAAGCCGCACGUCGAAAAAAUGUUUUUUAAACGAUGAACAAGUUGAUAUAUUGCGCCUAGACCUAAUAUAUAUAUGUAGCUACUAUAUACGAUAUAUAAACCCAUAUAUACUGAUAUAUUUGAAUGUAUAUGGCCUAGUUAUAGAACAUACACGAUUGUUGUUGUCCCCAUAAACAUAUUAUGUGUAAUUAACUUUGAUUUGCGAUCCCACAACCAGAAACACACAUUUAAUAAUUAGUGUAAACAUAUAUUUUAGAGCAUUUUUUUUGUUCAUGGUACCUUACGUAUAGAGCUAGAACUAAUUGCAUAGUUAGUGGUUUAAGAUGACAUUUUGUACAGGACAAAGACAAUGGAAAUCGUUUCAUGACACAAAAGACAACCGAUAUUUGCUAAACUGUACCGUAACCAUACCAUUUUGUAGUUCACUUCUUAUUACACCCCACUUACUCCCAAUACUAUUAUUUACCCGAUUUGAUUUCUAUUGGAAGAACAAUAAAACCUAAACAAAUGCUAA